AUGGACUCGAAACGAAAAGCAGCAACAUUGUCCGAUGACACCAAGAAGAAGAGGAGGACGUCAAGUCUAGCAGAACUGAAGAAGAAACAACAAGAGAGAAGAGCAUCAUUGCCACCAUCAGCUAGUCAACCAGAACCAAUUCCGACAACUGCACAAAACUCAUUGCUGUUCUCACAAGGAUCGUCAUUCAGGAGAUACUCGUCAUUCUCACCAACAAGCACCGUCUCUCCUUCUGAAUUGACACCAUUACAACAACAGCCUCCACCACCAGCACCUACAGUACAGCAUGCACCUCCAUUAUCGUCGAAUUAUACUAGAACGGCAUCAACCGACUCGUCACGACCAUUCGCUGUAACGACAACUUCGACUUCAUUACGCAGUAUUAUUGAGAAACCAAGUCGUAAUCCCUUCUCGCUAUUGGACACAUUGUCAAAUCCUGGCGAAGCGAUCGGUGGGAAGGUCGCUGAAGAAGAAUCGAUAUCAUUACAUGAACCGUUUGUCAUGUUUCGUAAAAAUGCCUCCAAAGGUGGUAGUAUUGCUGUGGCUGCUGAAGUUGAUGUUGAGAUGCUACCCUCAAAACCAGUAGCUGCUCGUCCCUUUGAGAGAUCUUUCUCAUGUCCUGUUGGAGGUUUAUUGUCCAACCCGAAACCACCAUUACAUGCACCGGUGCCUAGUGAAGCUCGAGCAUUCGCAGAAAUCAGUGAAGAAAAAGACAAACUCGAAGCGCAAAUUGCAAGUCUGAGCCAGGAAGCUUCAACUAUUGCCGAGCCUUCGUCGAUUCUCAGCUUUCUCAGUCGCCCGUCAAUCGAUUCGUCCAACCAUGACUUUCAUCAAUUCGACAGUUUGCAACGAGGCAAGUACGCAUUUUCAGCCAGAGAAGGUGCAGCUGUGGACUAA
Molecule: messenger RNA, 897 nt
Organism: Synchytrium microbalum
Lineage: Eukaryota; Fungi; Chytridiomycota; Chytridiomycetes; Synchytriales; Synchytriaceae
Exons: 4
Coding region: 1-897 (298 amino acids)
Source: RefSeq, a predicted model, not a curated record